Messenger RNA from Candida dubliniensis CD36, 1089 nucleotides. RefSeq lists its product as uncharacterized. Bases 1 to 1089 code for a protein of 362 amino acids. Lineage: Eukaryota; Fungi; Ascomycota; Pichiomycetes; Serinales; Debaryomycetaceae. The transcript is spliced from 2 exons. Gene Ontology annotation, biological process: signal transduction. The record is from RefSeq and is a predicted model, not a curated record. Gene Ontology annotation, cellular component: nucleotide-activated protein kinase complex; cytoplasm; nucleus. Gene Ontology annotation, molecular function: protein kinase binding.
AUGACGUUGUAUACUUAUACAGUUAGAUGGCCCUUGAAAGAUGAAAACAUUCAUUCUAUUCAAAUAACUGGCAAUUUUGACAACUGGUCGAGAUCAUUACCUACCAUUAAGCCGACCAAAGAAUAUUUGCAAGAAAUAAAAUUGGAAACCAGACAAGACGUUGUGUUCAAAUUUAUUAUUAAUGAUGAUCAAUGGAUUGUCAAUGAUCAAUUUAAAGUGACUCAUGAUGAGCACGGUAAUUCCAAUAAUAUUAUCUAUGCUGAUGAGUUGGUUGAAGAAGUUGAUGAAAAGGAUGUAAAGAACGUAACCGCCACUAGUGGACUCAAAGGUAAAGAGAUUCUACCAGAGCUGGGUACAUCAGGAACAACUAAUGUUUCGAAGCCUGAGGCUGAGGCUGAGUCUGCACCCAAACCAAUUGUUAAUCAAAAAAACAAUUUGGCCAAGGAUCUACCAGAACCAACUCUUCAGGAAGAACAACCUCAAAUUUUGGAAGAAAGUGGUAUUGAAGAUCAUGAAAGUUUUGUUGAACCAGUGGUAUCUCUGAAAUCCCCAUCGAAAUCAAUCAUUACUGAGGAGGAUAUUAUUUCUGAUAUUGAUUCACCUGGUGAUAAUGCACCUAAGAAGUCAAGCGAUCUCCCACAACCAUCAUCAAAUCAUCAGACAUUGAAUCAAGUUUUAACUCCGUCUUCAUCUUUUGCUGCUGUUUCAUCACCUCCACUUUCUUCUGAUUACGAACAUCUUGAUUUGAAACGCGACGAUCAAGAAACUGAAUACAACACUGCUGCUAAUUCUGGAAUCUCCACUGAGACCAAGGAAAACGAGAUAGUUAGUACAUUCCAAGAAAAUAAACCAGUCAAGCCGGUAUUGUUGCCCCAUGAUUCUGAAUCUACUCUUGAAAGAAGUGGUAGUGAAAACAAUGCAAACAACAAUAACUCACCUCGUAUUCCUGGACACUAUCCAUCUAGUCCUGAGCACAAAUCAUCAUCAACAGCCUCCUUACAGUCGGGCAAUAAUGUUGGUGAAAAUGACUCGCAAUACACGGGCAAGCGUGAGAGUUUGAUAUCCAGGUUGAGAAAUUUAUUUAGAUAA